This is a messenger RNA of Dunckerocampus dactyliophorus (ringed pipefish), 803 nucleotides long. RefSeq names its product class II histocompatibility antigen, B-L beta chain-like. Gene Ontology annotation, biological process: immunoglobulin production involved in immunoglobulin-mediated immune response; positive regulation of T cell activation; antigen processing and presentation of exogenous peptide antigen via MHC class II. Gene Ontology annotation, molecular function: MHC class II protein complex binding. The transcript is spliced from 5 exons. The record is from RefSeq and is a predicted model, not a curated record. Gene Ontology annotation, cellular component: MHC class II protein complex; membrane. Lineage: Eukaryota; Metazoa; Chordata; Actinopteri; Syngnathiformes; Syngnathidae. Bases 18 to 761 code for a protein of 247 amino acids.
ACUUCCACUACUUCAGCAUGCAUAUUGUCUUCCAGAUGUGUCUUUGCUUGAUGUUUUCCCAAGCAGAUGCUUUCUUUAGCAGUGGCGUGCUGCAUUGCGAGGGUACCGCUAGUGACGCGGUGCUACUGGGGGAAAUCCUCUACAACAAGAUGCUUCUGAUGCAAUACAACAGCACUGUGGGGAAAUAUAUUGGCUAUACGGAGAAAGCAAGGAAAAUUGCAGAAAUUCUCAACACAGACUAUUAUUUGGAUCAGCAAAAACAUAAUCUACAAAAAUGCAAGACUUAUUUUAGAAUUUUACACGAUGCCCUUGAGCAAACAGUCGAGCCGAUCGUCAGAUUGCGGUUAGACGAGGCAGCGGACGAGCAUCCAUCUACUUUUGUCUGCAGUGUGUACAACUUCUUUCCAAAGAAUAUCAUGUUGACGUGGCUGAGGAAUGGCGAGAAGGUGACAUCGGAGGUGAUGUCUACGGAGUCCCUACCCAACGGCAAUUGGCUCUACCAGCGGCACUCACACUUGCAGUACACGCCGACACGCGGGGAUACCAUCAGCUGCAUGGUGGAGCAUGCCAGCCUCCAGGAGCCAAAGAUUUAUGACUGGGAGCCCAUGCCGAAGUCGGUAAGGAUUAAGAUCAUUCUAGGAACAAUGGGACUGUUCGUGGGUCUGGCGUCUUUGGCUGCCGGGCUCAUUUACUACUGCAGAACAAAUCUGGCUGGGCGACAUUUGGUGUCAACAAAUGGGGACAGCCCUCCAACCAGCUGAAUCUUUGUUAAUAAUUACAUGAAUAAAUUAGCUUUUCAGCAC